Molecule: messenger RNA, 657 nt
Organism: Paramuricea clavata
Lineage: Eukaryota; Metazoa; Cnidaria; Anthozoa; Malacalcyonacea; Plexauridae
Source: the annotation of a GenBank genome assembly
AUGAAAAACAUUGACAUUAAUACACAGAAAAUUUUAGAUAAAUUUCCAGAACUCUCUGACGGAAUAGGGUGUUUGCAAAAUUAUGAACAGUCAUUGCAUGUUGAUCGUACAGUUACCCCUAUUGCACAACGCCCUCGAAGAGUCCCUUUCCAUUUACGAAAGCAAGUUUCAGAUAAACUAGAAGAAUUACAAAGUCUCGAUAUUAUUGAACCUGCCGAAGGACCUACUUCAUGGGUAUCACCCAUAGUAGCUGCUCCCAAACCACACAAUUCAGAUGAAAUCAGAUUAUGCGGAGAUUACCGUAGAACAAAUCAGGCAUUGUUAAGGGAGAGACAUCCAAUCCCAACAGUUGAUGAGUUAAUGGAAGAAAUGUCUGGUGCUGUCGUGUUUUCUAAGCUAGACCUCAAAGCAGGAUACCAUCAGAUAGUCCUAGAAGAGAACUCGCGUAACAUUACCACUUUUUGUACACACAAGGGGUUGUUUCGGUAUAAGCGCCUGCCAUUUGGUCUGUCAUGUGCUUCAGAAGUAUUCCAAAAUGCAAUACAGCAAGCGCUCCAAGGUCUACACGGCGUACGAAAUAUCGCAGACGAUAUUAUUGUAUGGGGUAAAACCCAAACCCAGCAUGACAAGAAUUUAGAAGCACUGUUACAGCGAUUA